UGGAUCUGGGAUCAGCCAUUGCGCGCGCUGGUGCAGACGUUACCGUUUGAAUAUUUACAUCUAUAAGCUUUAGCAGUAAUAUUGCUUAUUAUUAUUAUUAUUAUUCUACAAAUUAAUAAUUUCAUUCGACGUUUUAUUGUGUUGUGAUAUGCAGAUUAUUUGGUUGGGAUAUUUAUCUUGCUGAUAAUCGAUGUUAGCGCGCCCGUGCUAACAGCCAGUCAGCGCGUGCUCUCCACAGCUGUUUAUAUAUAUUCAUUUAGUAAAUUAUUCAUCAUGGGAUAUUUAAAGUUAAUAGAGAUAGAAAACUUCAAAUCGUACAAAGGCAGACAGAUCAUUGGGCCUUUCCACAAGUUUACAGCUAUUAUUGGGCCGAAUGGAUCAGGCAAGUCAAAUCUCAUGGACGCCAUCAGCUUUGUUCUGGCAGAGAAAACCAGUAACUUGCGUGUGAAAACACUGAAGGAUUUGAUUCAUGGAGCUCCAGUGGGUAAACCUGCAGCAAACCGAGCAUUUGUGACCAUGGUGUACCAGCUGGACAACGGACAGGAUCUGUCCUUCUCCAGAAUCAUCAUAGGUUCUUCAUCAGAGUACCGCAUCAAUAAUAAAGUUGUGGGUCUGUCUGAAUACAGCGAGGAACUGGAAAAACUGGGAAUCCUCAUCAAGGCCAGAAACUUCCUCGUCUUUCAGGGUGCUGUUGAGUCAAUUGCUAUGAAGAACCCUAAAGAGAGAACAGCUCUGUUUGAAGAGAUCUCUCGCUCUGGAGAACUCGCUCAGGAAUACGACAGACGCAAGAAAGAGAUGGUGAAAGCCGAGGAGGACACGCAGUUUAACUACCAUCGAAAAAAGAACAUCGCUGCUGAGCGAAAAGAGGCCAAGCAGGAGAAAGAAGAGGCGGAGCGUUACCAGCGCCUGAAGGAUGAGGUGGUGCGAGCACACGUGCAGCUACAGCUCUUCAAACUCUACCACAACGAAUCGGAGAUCGAGAAACUGAAUCGAGAGUUGGCCCACCGUAAUAAAGAGAUCGAUAAGGACAGGAAGCGCAUGGACCGUGUGGAGGAUGAGCUGAAGGAUAAGAAGAAGGAGCUGGGGAGAAUGAUGAGAGAUCAACAGAUGAUCGAGAAAGAGAUCAAGGAGAAAGAUGCAGAGUUGAAUCAGAAGAGGCCGCUGUACAUUAAAGCCAAGGAGAACACUUCGCACAAGAUCAAGAAACUGGAGGCUGCCCGUAAAUCACUGCAGAAUGCCCAGAAAUGCUACAAGAAGCGCAAAGCGGACAUGGAUGAGUUAGACCGUGAGCAGGGGGCCGUGGAGAUGGCCAGACAUGAGUUUGAGGAGCGGAUGGAGGAAGAGGCUCAGAGUCAGGGACAAGAUCUGCAGCUGGAGGAAAACCAGGUGAAGGCAUAUCACCGUCUGAAGGAGGAGGCCAGUAAACGAGCAGCUACCCUUGCUCAAGAGCUAGAGAAAUUCAACAGAGACCAGAAAGCUGAUCAGGACAGACUUGACCUGGAGGAGAGGAAGAAAAUAGAGACCGAGGCCAAGAUCAAGCAGAAGAUCAGAGAGAUCGAGGAGAACCAGAAACGCAUUGAGAAGCUGGAGGACUAUAUCACCACCAGCAGGCAGUCCCUAGACGAGCAGAAGAGAAUGGAGGAGGAGCUCACAGAAGAGGUGGAACAGGCCAAACGAAGAAUCGAUGAGAUCAACAUGGAGCUCAACCAGGUGAUGGAGCAGUUGGGUGAUGCUCGUAUCGACAGACAGGAGAACAGCAGACAGCAGCGGAAAGCUGAGAUCCUGGAGAGCAUCAAGAGAUUAUAUCCUGGAUCAGUGUAUGGCAGACUGAUUGACCUGUGCCAGCCUACACAGAAGAAAUACCAGAUCGCUGUCACUAAAGUGCUGGGCAAGAACAUGGACGCCAUUAUUGUGGACUCCGAGAAGACGGGGCGAGACUGUAUCCAGUACAUUAAAGAACAGCGAGGAGAACCUGAGACCUUCCUGCCUCUGGACUACCUGGAGGUGAAGCCCACAGAUGAAAAGCUGCGUGAGCUGCGUGGUGCUAAACUGGUGAUUGAUGUGAUUCGCUACGAGCCAUCACAUAUAAAGAAAGCCCUGCAGUACGCCUGCGGAAAUGCUCUGGUCUGUGAUAACGUGGAGGACGCGCGCAGAAUCGCCUUUGGAGGACCCUACAGGCACAAGACGGUGGCUCUAGAUGGGACGUUAUUCCAGAAGUCUGGUGUAAUCUCUGGUGGUGCCAGUGAUCUGAAGGCCAAAGCUCGGCGCUGGGACGAGAAAGCAGUAGACAAACUGAAAGAUCGCAAAGAGAAGCUCACCGAUGAACUGAAGGAACAAAUGAAAGCCAAGAGGAAGGAGGCUGAGCUUCGUCAGGUGCAGUCUCAAGCUCAUGGUCUGCAGAUGAGACUAAAAUAUUCUCAAAGUGAUCUGGAGCAAACCAAGACACGACACUUGUCCCUCAACAUGCAGGAAAAGUCAAAGCUGGAGAGUGAGCUUGCUAACUUUGGUCCUCGUAUCAAUGACAUCAAGAGAAUCAUACAAUCACGAGAGAGAGAGAUGAAAGACCUGAAGGACCGCAUGAAUUUGGUGGAGGAUGAGGUGUUUUUGGAGUUCUGUAAAGAGAUCGGGGUUCGAAACAUCCGUGAGUUUGAAGAAGAGAAAGUCAAAAGACAAAAUGAGAUUGCAAAGAAACGUCUGGAGUUUGAGACUCAGAAAACUCGUCUGGCCAUCCAGCUGGACUAUGAAAAGAACCAACUGAAGGAAGACCAGGAGAAGGUCAUCAUGUGGGAGCAGACUGUCAAGAAAGAUGAGAAUGAGAUUGAGAAAAUGAAGAAGGAAGAGCAGAGGAACAUGAAGAUCAUUGAUGAGACCAUGGCACAACUGCAGGAUCUGAAGAACCAGCACCUGGCCAAGAAAUCUGAAGUGAACGAUAAAAACCAUGAGAUGGAGGAAAUUCGAAAGAAACUGGGUGGCGCCAACAAGGAGUUGACACAACUGCAGAAGGAGGUGACUGCCAUCGAGACCAAACUGGAGCAGAAACGCAGUGACCGACACAAUCUGCUGCAGGCCUGUAAGAUGCAGGACAUCAAACUGCCCCUCCGCUCAGGAACUAUGGACGACAUCAGCCAGGAAGAGGGCAGUUCUCAGGCGGAGGAGAGUCUCAGCAGCAGUCAGAAGACAUCCAGCACUGUCCUGGCUAAAGAAGCUCUCAUUGAGAUCGACUACAGCAGCCUGUCAGAGGACCUCAAAGAUUCUCUGUCAGAUGAGGAGAUCAAAGGUGAGAUGAACACAUUACAGCAAAGGCUGAACGAGCAGCAGAGCAUCCUGCAGAGAAUCAGCGCUCCAAACAUGAAGGCCAUGGAGAAACUCGAGAGCGUUAGAGACAAGUUCCAGGAGACCAGUGACGAGUUUGAAGCUGCCAGGAAGAGAGCAAAGAAAGCCAAGCAGGCAUUUGAGCAGAUAAAGAAGGAGAGAUUUGAUCGUUUCAAUGCCUGUUUCGAGUCUGUGGCCACCAACAUCGAUGAGAUCUAUAAAUCUCUGUCCCGCAACAGCAGUGCUCAGGCGUUCCUGGGACCCGAGAACCCAGAGGAACCGUAUCUGGAUGGCAUCAACUAUAACUGUGUGGCUCCAGGCAAACGCUUCAGGCCGAUGGAUAAUCUGUCUGGAGGAGAGAAGACUGUGGCUGCUCUGGCUCUGCUCUUCGCCAUUCACAGUUAUAAACCUGCUCCAUUCUUUGUGCUGGAUGAGAUUGAUGCUGCGUUGGACAACACCAACAUCGGCAAGGUGGCAAACUACAUCAAGGAUCAGUCUGUGCAGAACUUCCAGGCCAUUGUGAUUUCUCUGAAAGAGGAGUUUUACACUAAAGCAGACUCUCUCAUUGGAGUCUAUCCUGAGCAAGGAGACUGCGUCAUCAGUAAGGUCCUGACAUUUGACCUCUCUCAGUAUCCGGACGCCAACCCCAAUCCCAACGAGUGAACAGCACAUCACUUUCCCAACAAUUUGCAUUAUGUAUCUUUCGCUCUGUUAGCUUAGCUUUAUUUCUAAUAUUUACUCAUUCCAAUCUAAUACUGCUUUUGUUAGAGAAAUUCCAUGAACAUUAUGUUAUAAAGGUAUUUACUGUUUUAUUGAGUAGUCCAAAUCAUAAGUGCUUAACAUUAUGUGCUUUGUCAUUAUGAUCAAUCUGUUGAAACUAUAGAAUAGUCAGACUUUUCUAACAUGUUUUAACUUGACAUCAUUUCCUUUAGGAGAGGGAUUUCAGUAAAUGUUAUUCAGUGAUGACACGCAUGCAGAAGUGUGAUAUUUUUGUUGAUUGGCAGUUUAUCACCACUUUUUAGUUUAUGGCUUGCUGUUGAACUCCUUUUCAGUGUAUUGUCUUCAUUUUCUCAAGUAAAAUAAACCUUUUUUUCAGUA
Messenger RNA from Xyrauchen texanus (razorback sucker), 4410 nucleotides. RefSeq names its product structural maintenance of chromosomes 1A, like (gene smc1al). The record is from RefSeq and is a predicted model, not a curated record. Lineage: Eukaryota; Metazoa; Chordata; Actinopteri; Cypriniformes; Catostomidae. The transcript has 26 exons. Gene Ontology annotation, molecular function: ATP hydrolysis activity; DNA binding; protein binding. The coding region runs from base 274 to 3975 and encodes 1233 amino acids. Gene Ontology annotation, biological process: sister chromatid cohesion. Gene Ontology annotation, cellular component: nucleus; cohesin complex; chromosome.